Molecule: messenger RNA, 2232 nt
Organism: Stegodyphus dumicola
Lineage: Eukaryota; Metazoa; Arthropoda; Arachnida; Araneae; Eresidae
Product: adrenocorticotropic hormone receptor-like
Biological process (GO): G protein-coupled receptor signaling pathway
Cellular component (GO): plasma membrane
Molecular function (GO): G protein-coupled receptor activity
Source: RefSeq, a predicted model, not a curated record
CAACUAAUCGCUCAGUUCAACAAGUCACGAUGAACAGCAAAUCGCGAGUUUUAGAAUCGCUGCUGGGCCGGCGGAUUCGGCAUGCAGCUUCGCGUUUGGUGUUUCAAACCCACUCCGAGGACGAACCUCAAGAUAAAAACUCGGCCUGGUCUCUCUGCAUGCGUUCUCAUAAUUCUAUUGACCACUGUAAAACAUUCCUUCAGAAUUCUUCUGAGUUAGAAAUUCAGUUAUUAGAAGUCCAAAAAGAGCUUGUAGCACUUCAAGAAACAAACUUUACAACAGUUACCCCUUCGACAGUCGACGUUACAGCUACAAGAAAUGAAAUCGUAGACUUAUACAGAAUUGUCGUCCCAAUCCUUCUUACAGCUUGUCUUUUAUCUUUUAUUUUCAAUCUGUUGAUCGUUUAUAGUGUGAGAUGGGUAAGAAGAAAACUAUCUCCAACUAUAUGCUUAAGCUUGUCACUUGCAUUAGCUGAUGCUUAUGCCUCUCUUGUCAUUGGACUCGGCCUUAUUAUCAACAGCUUGCUUCCAAUUGUUUACGGAGUUGAUCUGGGACCAUUCAGUCUUUGUUUUAUUCUUUCCUUGGAAGCAUUUAGGCUAGGGGGACUUGUUGUGGCUGUUCUUCAUCUUCUGGUGCUGGCUAUGAAUCAUUACAUAGGAAUACUUCGACCCUUACAUUAUGCCCACAUAGUAACUAGAGAGACUACUAUGUUAGCUAUAGUAAUAACAUGGGUGUUUCCGGUCGUAUUUUUCCUUGUGUAUUUUUCUUCAGUGCCCAAUGACGGGUUCCAGUCAGAAUAUUGUGCUAGCUACAACUUCUUACUCUACUCCCCUUUCAGAGUAACUACAUCUGUGAUGUUUUUCUGCCCGUUGCUACUGAUGUCCAUCAUGUACUGUCAUAUGUUCUUCGUUGUACGUCAGCAUCAACAAGGUCUGCUGCAAUGCCCAUCUAGCAGGAGCCUGCACAAGAACGUCAAGGCCAUCAUCACUACGCUUCUCAUCCUGGGAACAUAUAUUCUGGGGUGGAUGCCUGCGGUACUAUUCUUUGUACUAACAUGCUUAAACUGUGCCGUACCCUUUAUUCAAAUUCCUUUAUCUGUUCGCGUACCAGUUGGAAUCUUCAUCAACUCAAUGAUUGUAGCGAAAUCGUUUGUAGAUCCCAUUAUCUACGUGGUUCGGAUGCCUGAAAUUAAAUGUGCUAUGAAGAAUAUCUGGAAUACAAGGUGUGGUCGUCUUACAGAGUACGCUACUCCAUCGCAUUCGAGAACUGAUACUAGGAGACUGACAUUUCUUACAUCGCGCAGAAAAUCGAGAAUGAAGGGCAAAAAUGAUUGCAUAAAUGGGAACGCUGUACACGUGAGUGAACAUUAAGUCAGCACAUAGUUCAAUAGUUCGGAGCUAUUUUAAUUUUCUAAUACUAAUCUGUAACUUUUAAUGAUAAAUGCAUAACUGUUGAUACAUAAAUAAUGAGUGAUAAAUUCUGUGUCAUAUGAAGCGGUAAGUCUUCAGAUAUUUGAAGAAGUUUGCAAUUUUGUUUGAAAAUUAGUAUAUUAUCCCUUAGCAAUGAGAAAUUUUAUUGGGAACGGAUAAAGAUUUUAUUUGCAUUAAUGCAUCUUUUAAAUAAAUUAUGUUAUUAAAUAAUCAUGCAUAAAUAGUAUUUUAUGAAUUGAUAAAACUUUACAAGCGUGCAGGAAACGUGAUUAGAAUUUUAUAAACAUAAAUAUUCAUGUAGGGAAAUGUUUAUGUAUUUUAAUUUGUACUUUGUAAAAUAUAUACGAGAUUAUUUUCCUGAAAAGGAACCCAAUUUUAAAAUGCUAAAAAUUUAAUUUGAUGGAUUUUAGGGCUUAUUUCUUAGGAAAUAAACGAAUGUAAAUUUUUCUUCGCAAAUUCUUUCAUUACCAUCAGAAUGUUCCAGAAGUUUAAAAUGUUUCCAAAGGUGCUCAACAUGGUGCUUCGUUUAAAAAAACAUUAUUCCAACUGGAAACAUAAAACUUCUUCGCUUAAAAGUAAAUCACAAGGGACUCUAUGUACUGUUAUUUUCUUUAUAUGACUGCAGCAUAUUUUCAGAAAAUAUAAAAUUCCCAUUAAAACCAAUAAUUAUCUUAUAUGUGAAUUUUCAUUGUUCGUGAGAUUUCGAUAUUGUUGUGUAUAUCGCAUAUACAAAUUUAUGAAUAUUAUAUCAUGUAAGUAAUUUAUGUAUGUUUGUAUUUAUGUUUACUUGAAUAUACCUCAA